AUGCUUCUACAAAUUUUUACAUUGCUCAUCUUAGUUUUACCGUCCUGCAGGUCAUCGUAUUUCGUUCGAAUUUAUUCAAAUCAAGCGGAAUUUAUACGCCCAUUGGACAAACUACCGCUUGAAUUUACUGAAGAUGAAUGGAAUCAUAUUCGUUCCGAUUCAAUCACACUCUCAAGUGAAAAUAUUAAUAUUACAUCGCAAACAAUAACUGAGAAAAAGAAAUCGCUCAAUGGUGCUAAAAUCUUGAUCCGUUCGCCAGUAUCAUCAAAUGAAAAUACGAUGAUGUUAGUACCAGGUAUUCUUGUUGAUGAAAGCUCGAAUCUUGUGCAAAUUACUGAUGAAUCGAUUACUGGUCAUCCGACAUUGUUUUUUACCGUUCUACCUAAACAUAUUUUUUAUUUGGAAUCACCACCAACAUCGAAGUUCUACGUCAAUUUUACUUAUGUUACUACUGAUUCCAAGGUGAAUGUUACUUUUCUUCAAUCAAAUCUCAAAUGGCAUACGCAAUAUCAAUUGAAUAUAUAUGACGAUUAUCGUACUUUGAUUACGAUGGCAAAUAUUCGAAAUGACGGUCAAUCAUCUGUAUCGAUUGAUCAUGCUGAACUCAUCGGUGGUGAUAUUAAUCUAAACGUACGAAAUCUUCAUAGAACUGAGCACCUUAGUUUCGCAAGGGCUAGUGUUGCCUCAUCACAUUUCUCCGCGGAUUUGCCGACUAUUCCACCUAUGAUUGAAGAAGGUGAAGAACUAACUGGUCUUUAUGUUUUUCCUAUAAACCAACCAUUUACUAUUGAUGCUAAAACCAAUUAUCUUUUACCUAUGGUUCGUCCGCAUGUAAUUAUGGAACGAUACGGAUUAAUUUCGAAAUACUUUUCCUUCGCACCGAGUAGUGGCAAAGCACAACGUGCAUAUCGUCUUCAAUCUGAUCGAUUUAUUUCCAGUGGAAAUUGCAUUGUACGAGAUAUGGAUCGCAUUGUUGGCGAAACUCGUCUACCUAACCUUGCUGCACAAAAUAAGUUCGACUUUUCACUCGGUAUUGAUCCUGAUAUUGUUUAUAAAGAGAAUGUAACAUUAAUCUCAUCGACAACAUUCUAUGACGAGAACAUUCGGGCUAAACAUACACAUUAUGAAUCAUCGACAUACCGUAAUAGUACACGAGAUACGUACGAAAUUCAUUUGAUCAUUCAAAACUACAAAUCACGAUCAAUCACCGUCGAGUACCAGCAGAUUUGUUCAACUUUCUACAGAAUCAUCGCGCUAACAACAGUAUUAGACAAUAAUCUGUUUGUCCGUGAUGACUCAACGAUCAAAUCCACUUUGAGUUUAAAUGCAUAUGACAUUCAAUCUUAUUCUUAUACACUUGUAGUCGUUCAAUAA
Messenger RNA from Adineta ricciae, 1374 nucleotides. The record is from the annotation of a GenBank genome assembly. Lineage: Eukaryota; Metazoa; Rotifera; Eurotatoria; Adinetida; Adinetidae.